Molecule: messenger RNA, 1636 nt
Organism: Manduca sexta (tobacco hornworm)
Lineage: Eukaryota; Metazoa; Arthropoda; Insecta; Lepidoptera; Sphingidae
Gene: yellow-12
Product: protein yellow
Cellular component (GO): extracellular region
Source: RefSeq, a predicted model, not a curated record
GCGCAUGCGCGCCAGAUAUUUCUUAGAGCCGUGAUCGCGCGCACGCUUUGCGCGAUGCAAGUCACAUGUUACGGUCAUAGUCAAUCGUGAGCCAUGGCCGUGUCCCACCAGUGGUUUAUACAGUGGUCUGCACCUUCCAUGCUCCUUGCGGACAUCGGGAACAAGUACAAGGACAUUAAUGAACAUUUUGAUACAAAACCUCAGUGGAACGAAGGAAGUGCAGUGACUGGAGAUAGUGCGAAGGAGUACGAAGAAGAAGAAUAUUAUUAUAAAUAUCGGCCUGAUAGGUAUAAAUAUACUGAUGGCAGCACCGCGGCCGGCAUCACGCUGUGGUUGGCCAUGAUGCAGGUGGCGCGGCCGCAGUCCGUGCCCGCCGACACCGACACGCCGCCCUUCAGCACGCUCUACAAGUGGAAGUUGGUCGACUACGAGUUCCCCUCAGCAAGGCUCCGCAGGCACGCCAUUAAUACUGGUAAGUUCGUGACACAGAACGUCCUUCCUCUGGGACUGGAGGUGUGGGGUUCCCGCGUGUUUGUCACGGUGCCGAGCUGGCGGCGCGGCGUGCCAGCCACCCUCGCCACCGUGCCGCGGGCCGGCGGGCUCGCGUCACCACCACUGCGACCAUAUCCUGACUGGUCGUACCACCGGGCGUUUAGCGACGGGAACAACUGCUCCGGCCUGAUAUCCGUGUUUAGAGUGAACGCAGAUCCUUGCGGCAGACUCUGGGUCCUCGACUCCGGACAAAUUGAUUCCCAAGACCGACCCCAACAGAUCUGCCCUCCAAGCAUCGUGGUCUUUGACCUCCAUACAGACACGCUCAUCGCCAGAUACCCGAUUCCCGACAAAUACGUCCUGCAGGACUGUCUUUACGCCAACAUAAUCGUCGAUACCCGAAAGGAAGACUGCUCGGACCUUCACGUCUAUGUGGCUGAUACAUGGCGCUUCGGACUCCUCGUGUUUAGAGAAAGUGAUGAAUCCUUUUGGAGAUUCACGAACCCCUUGUUCUACCCUGACCCCUUGGCUUCUAACUUUACAUUACACGGCACCAAUUUCCAAUGGGCAGACGGGAUUUUUGGACUAGCGUUGACACCAUUAGACAAAAACGACGAUCGUCUUCUGUUCUUCCAUUCUUUAGCAAGUUACAGAGAAUUCUACGUCCCUACAUCGGUCUUGAGGGACGAAUCACGCGUCAAUGACAGCGCUACGCAAUUUAAUUUAGUAGGUGAGAGUAGAGGACUCUAUGGCCAGUCAUCCGCAUCAGCCAUAGACAAUCGAGUGAUGUUCUACGGCCUAGUGUCAAGGGACAGCAUAGGCUGUUGGGAUUCAAAGAAGCCAUACUUAAAGAAGACUUUAGGAGUUGUAGCAAUGGAUUCAGACACUCUAGUCUUUCCGAACGAUAUAAAGAUUGAUCAAGAAGGGGAUCAGAGCGUGUGGGUGAUCUCCAACCGGCUGCCCAUGUUCCAGGCGGGGACAUUAAGCCCCAAUGAGUUCAACUAUCGCAUCAUGUACGCGAGUGCUGAGGAGGCAGUCAGGGGGACGGUCUGCGAUCCUGAUUCGCCAGUGCCUCGCUCUAAUCCAAUACUGCAACGUGGAUGGAUGCCUCUAACUUAGUUUAGUAAUAAAGUUAUUUAAGAUC